AAGACCGACAAGUUGCGUUCUCUCUUCCGUUCCCGAUUGUGUAGAUUGAAAGGGAAAAAUAAGAGAGGGGCGGUGGCAGUGGCACACGCAAUAGGAAAGCCAAAGUAUAUGCGUCAAAACUGCAACAAUAAUGCGCUCUCUGUCACGACGUCUCCAUUAGCCACUUGACUCACCCGUCCCGCUCUUUUUCUUCUCUUCUCUCAGUUUACACUUGCGAAGCUCAAGUCUUCUUUCAUGGCCUACUGCUCAGCCACAUGAACCAUGCCCCCCUCCGCCUUCUCUUAGUCUCCGCCGUCUUUUUUCUCCUUCCUGUCUCCCACUCUCCGACCUUACACUCCCCUCCCCUUCCACCUUCUUUCGACGCUAGCUUCUUCAGCUCUGCUGUUGGUGUUGUUCACGGUGAUAAGAUCACACCGAUCGGAUUGUUGGGCUCUAACUACCCAGUCAUGUCUAAAGCCCGUGUUUAUGCAGAUGUCAAUGUUCUGCGCCCCAAGGAGUAUUGGGAUUACGAAUCUCUUGCUGUUCAAUGGGGUGAUCAAGACGAUUAUGAGGUUGUCCGGAAAGUUGGAAGAGGAAAAUAUAGCGAGGUAUUCGAGGGAAUAAAUGUUAAUAACAACGAGCGGUGCAUAAUCAAAAUCCUUAAGCCUGUGAAGAAGAAGAAGAUAAAGAGAGAGAUAAAAAUACUUCAGAAUCUCUGUGGGGGUCCAAAUAUUGUCAAGCUUUACGACAUUGUUAGAGAUCAACAUUCAAAAACACCGAGUUUGAUUUUUGAGUAUGUGAACAGCACAGAUUUCAAAGUACUUUAUCCAACACUGACUGAUUAUGAUAUACGCUACUACAUAUAUGAACUUUUGAAGGCAUUGGAUUAUUGCCAUUCUCAAGGGAUAAUGCACAGGGAUGUUAAACCUCACAAUGUUAUGAUUGACCAUGAGUUGAGAAAACUUCGCUUGAUUGACUGGGGCCUUGCUGAAUUUUAUCAUCCUGGCAAGGAAUAUAAUGUUCGUGUAGCAUCAAGAUACUUUAAAGGCCCUGAAUUGUUGGUUGAUUUGCAAGAUUAUGAUUAUUCUUUGGACAUGUGGAGCCUUGGUUGCAUGUUUGCUGGAAUGAUUUUUCGCAAGGAACCUUUCUUUUAUGGCCAUGACAAUCAUGACCAGCUGGUCAAAAUUGCAAAGGUUCUUGGGACCGAUGAGUUGAAUGCAUAUUUGAACAAGUAUCAUCUAGAGCUCGAUCCUCAACUUGAUGCACUUGUCGGGAGGCAUAGCAGAAAGCCGUGGUCUAAAUUUAUAAAUGCAGACAAUCAGCAUCUUGUUUCUCCCGAGGCUAUUGAUUUUCUCGAUAAGCUUCUUCGAUACGAUCACCAGGAUAGGCUUACAGCAAGAGAAGCCAUGGCACAUCCAUAUUUCUCCCAAGUGAGGGCUGCUGAAAAUAGCAGGAUGCGAACACAGUAGUAGUAAUUAGAUUAUGUGGAGUAAUGCAUAACCCAUAGUGUUAUAUUUGCUAUGGGAUGUUUAAGCGUUGGUGUUACUAUAGAAAUAUGAGCUGCCCUGUAUUAUAGUUUAAGAAACUGAAGCUAAAAAGGACUUCUAUAUUAUUUUUUGAAGUCGCUUUUUCAUUGUUCUGGAGGAACGGUAUGUAAUGUGCAAAUUCUGAAGCGUGUAUGCUGGUGCAUUCAACACUUCAAGUAUUGCCAUAUUCUUCGUGAAGAUCAUUAAUAUAUGGUCAAAAUAGCAAGUUUAAGCUACCAAAAUUUUAAUAA
This is a messenger RNA of Cucumis melo (muskmelon), 1756 nucleotides long. Its product is annotated as casein kinase II subunit alpha-2. Bases 255 to 1448 code for a protein of 397 amino acids. Gene Ontology annotation, cellular component: nucleus; cytosol; protein kinase CK2 complex. The record is from RefSeq and is a predicted model, not a curated record. NCBI's taxonomy places the organism in Eukaryota, Viridiplantae, Streptophyta, Magnoliopsida, Cucurbitales, Cucurbitaceae. Gene Ontology annotation, molecular function: ATP binding; protein serine/threonine kinase activity. The transcript has 10 exons. Gene Ontology annotation, biological process: protein phosphorylation.